Molecule: messenger RNA, 765 nt
Organism: Talaromyces marneffei
Lineage: Eukaryota; Fungi; Ascomycota; Eurotiomycetes; Eurotiales; Trichocomaceae
Exons: 1
Coding region: 1-765 (254 amino acids)
Biological process (GO): response to salt stress; protein folding; response to heat
Source: RefSeq, a predicted model, not a curated record
AUGAUUCCCCGUAGUGCAUACACUGUUCCUCAAUCAGCCGCCUCUCGCCGGCUCUCCAACAGCUGGGGUACCCUAACUUCUCGCCGCUCAAUGUCCCUCAUGCCACGAUUCUUCCCUCCAUCGCCAUUCUCUUCAAAUAGGAGUAGACCAACCGGUGAAUUCUCCUCUCUUUUCCGUCUCCUCGAUGACUACACCGACCACGUCACUCGUCGCUUCGACGACGGCCCCUUCGCCGACUUGAGCCGCAACAUGACGUCAACUUUUGCACCAAAGUUCGAUAUCAAAGAAACCGACGAAGCAUAUCAGCUAGACGGAGAAAUACCUGGGAUUGAGAAGGAUGCAAUUGAACUCGCGUUCCUUGAUGAAAACACCCUGCAAAUCAAGGGACGGACAGAACGCUCCUUUUCUUCAGACACUCCAUCCAAUGCUGCUGAGGAUGGAGCUAAUAAGACUGGCGCUGGCAGUGAAUCUGCCGACUCAGCAUCAAUCAACCCCCCCGCUGAGACAACUACAACCAAGGGAGCCGAACCUACAAAGGCUGUUGCCCAAACUGAAACCUCAAGCCCAGCCACUACGGAAAACAGCGGCAACGGACGCUACUGGGCGACUGAGCGCUCCGUCGGAGAGUUCAGUCGCACUUUCUAUUUCCCAGCCCCGGUCGACCAAGAGGCCGUCAAGGCUAGUUUGAAGAAUGGUGUUUUGUCCAUUACAGUUCCGAAGAAAGUAGUCGAGGAGCCUACUGCUCGCCGGAUUAACAUCGAAUGA